AUGCGGAAACGUGAAGCUGCUUCUAGUACUUUGCUCAUGGAGGAUGAAGUCUCCAAAUCCAAGCGGAGGUUUUCAGAUUUGUCAGCUGGUACCAGUGGAAAGCGCUCAAAGCUCACCAGGAGGCAAUCCAGGGAUGAGACUACCAUUCCUUCUGUAACAAGAAAACUCUUCAACUCCACGGAGAUGGAAGAGGAGACUCAGGAAGGCCAUAAUUUAGAAGAGUUAGAGGAAGACAUAUUUUCCUCCAAAAUACUUGAGGAAGGAGCUGGCGAUUCGGAGGUCAUUGCUGCAUUUGAAAGCUUCACACAAGUAUUGAAGAAAAAGUUUUGGUCUAGGUACAAGAGGAUGGCGAUUUAUACCCAAAACGUUAUGAGGACGUCUGAACAGCAUAUUUUGGCAUUAUUGAAUCAGAUUCAUCAGAGCCAGCUGAAUGAACUGGAACGCUUCCACAAGACGGUUGCCCAGGAACUUUCCAAUCUUGAGAAGAGAACUCGGUUUCUUUCAAACCUUGAGAAGGAUACUUUGGAAUUUUGGACUAAGCAAUCCAACAUACUCAACAAAAAAAUGAACAAUUUUUGUAUUCGUCAAAUGCAGAGGAUACAGUCCAUGGAUUCAGAGCUGGAGGGAGCAGCAAAGAAUCUGGAGGACGCAGCCCAAAAUGGAAAGUUUGAAGAAGCAGUAGACCAUGAGGAGGAGAGAAGCAAGGCCUCUGUCAUUGCCUCUGACUGAUUAAAAUUAAUUUAAGCUGGCGCGAAGAGCUCUGAUCAAAUGCUGACGUGUCUGAAUCAUUUCUUAAAAUAUGCUGGACAAAUGCCUUCAGUCCAUAGCUAUAAGCAAUUGUCUGUUAACAUGUACUCAAUGCUUAAAUGAGUUUUGCUCUCUCUUUCCCACAAGGGGGUAGUGUUGAGGGGUUUCUGGUGCCAACAAUUUGUGAAAUGCAUAGCGUAGCUGAUAUUUCAGUUGAUACCAUUCCUUCCCAUCCUUAUCUGUCAUUUAUAUUUUAUAUACAGCCAGUUGUGUUAGAAAUGUUGUAAACACAAAUCAAAGAUAACCUCCUAACAAGAAGCAAUUGUUUUGAGUGCUCCUCCCAUUUCUUAUAGGAUGGAAACUCUUUUUAUUCUUUUUUAUGAUUUAACACUUGCUUGACUUGUCCAAGGGACUAACAGAUUAAAAAAUGUAU
This is a messenger RNA of Lacerta agilis (Sand lizard), 1180 nucleotides long. Its product is annotated as synaptonemal complex protein 2-like. Lineage: Eukaryota; Metazoa; Chordata; Lepidosauria; Squamata; Lacertidae. Bases 1 to 729 code for a protein of 242 amino acids. The transcript has 9 exons. The record is from RefSeq and is a predicted model, not a curated record.